This is a messenger RNA of Anthonomus grandis grandis, 578 nucleotides long. RefSeq lists its product as uncharacterized. The record is from RefSeq and is a predicted model, not a curated record. Lineage: Eukaryota; Metazoa; Arthropoda; Insecta; Coleoptera; Curculionidae. The transcript has 3 exons. Bases 76 to 522 code for a protein of 148 amino acids.
ACAGUGUUUGUCACCUGUGCUUGUCAAAUUCAAAUGUUAAAACCGUCAAAAUUCUCGUGAAAAAACCACCCCAAAAUGGCCGAGGACUGUGUUUGUGGGGAGCCAGUACCUCCCCCAUCUCAAAGGAGGUUCCCCAAGAUGGGAGUUAGCAGCUUGGGACCCAGACCUCCACCAUCCAUAAAUAGGAGUGCUGGACUAAAUCGAACACCUCCGAAUAUGCCUAUUACGGUGCCUGGACUAUCCAGGAACAGAGCUGGAGAUAAAACUUUAACUCCUGGAUCCGCAAAUAAGACCGCGACCAAUACGUCACAAAUAACAACAUGCAAGGAACCUGACUACGCCAAAUAUGGAACAGCAAUGGAAGAGCUAAGUAAACUGGAAUUCGUAGAAAUGCAGAACAUCGAGGACGACUUGAGGGACUUUCACAUCAAAAGGAGGAAGUUAGUUUUUAACAUAACUUCAUUAAACUUAUCCAAAGCGAGGAGGUGCGUUAAAAAGGCUGUGACAAAAAUGGGGUUUUAAACGUUUAUUUUAAUUUUGUUAAUAUAGUUGAAAGUGAAUAAAUAUUAAAAAACUUU